Molecule: messenger RNA, 1618 nt
Organism: Ficedula albicollis (Collared flycatcher)
Lineage: Eukaryota; Metazoa; Chordata; Aves; Passeriformes; Muscicapidae
Gene: PPHLN1
Product: periphilin 1
Exons: 11
Coding region: 67-1200 (377 amino acids)
Biological process (GO): protein localization to heterochromatin; negative regulation of DNA-templated transcription; negative regulation of gene expression, epigenetic
Cellular component (GO): nucleoplasm
Source: RefSeq, a predicted model, not a curated record
GGGCUGCCCGCGGGUUGGGCUAAGUGAAUGGAUCAUCAGAAGCAGAUUUGCUAAAACUGACAGAGAAUGGCGUAUCGAAGAGAUGAAAUGUGGUCUGAAGGGCGGUAUGACUAUGGGAGAGUUCCACGAGAACGCCUCCCUCCAAGGAUUCAUGGUGAUGGUGAUUACCACAGAAUAGUAAACAUCGUGCCCAAGAAGCCACCACUGCUUGAGAGACCUGGGGACGGGAAUUACAGUCGCUAUGACGAUUACGGUCACGCUGAGUACAGAGACUAUGACGAGGGUCGUGGUUUUGGCCAUGACCGAAGGAGUGGCCCUCCACACCGAGGUGUACGUAAGGAUGAAUCAGGAUACAGAUGGGCAAGGGAUGAUCAUCCUACAAGACCUGAAUACAGGGAUGUCAGAGAUGGCUACAGGAGAAAAAACUUCUAUUCUUCUCAUUAUGUGAGAGAUCGAUCCCCUCACAAGAGGGACUCUCCUUUCUUCAGGGAAUCGCCAGGGAGCCGAAGGGAUUCUCCGCACAGCAGAUCCGGCUCUAGUGUCAGCAGCAGGAGCUACUCUCCUGAAAGAAGCAAAGCCUAUCCUUUCCACCAUCAUAGCAGAAGUAUGUCAUCUUUGCAUAAAAGAAAUAUUUCUUCUCAGCAAGGUAAAGAGAGGGCAGUUCAGUCACUGAAAACAUCAAGAGAUGCAUCACCUUCAGGGUCCACAGCAGUACCUUCAAAGGCCUUGGAGAAGAGCAACAGACUAUCAGAAAAGGAACUUGCAGAAGCUGCAAGCAAGUGGGCAGCUGAAAAAUCAGAGAAGGCUGAGGAAAACAAUUUACCUGAAAUAACAGAAUAUGAUACUGGAUCUUCAGCUCCGUUAUACAUUGAGCAAACAGAGGAAACGGAUGCAAAUCUGACAGAUAGUACAGAGUUAUACGAGGACAGCCACCUUCUCAGUCGUGCAAAAGCGAUUGCAGCUAAGACAAAGGAGAUUGAACAGGUCUACAGACAGGACUGUGAAACCUUUGGCAUGGUAGUGAAGAUGCUGAUUGAUAAAGAUCCAUCAUUAGAGAAGUCCAUUCAGUUUGCCCUGCGGCAGAAUUUGCAUGAAAUAGAUUUCAUCAGAAUGGUGUGCAGAAACACAAAUGAAGUAGCAAUGAUUUUGCAUGUACAAGGUACUGUAUGUAUCACAGCAUCUUACACAUGCAAAUCUUGAUAUGGUAUAUCAAAUAUGUAUUGCAUCAGAUUCCUAAGAUGCCUGGUGAGUUCUCAUCUCAGUAAGGGGAGGUUUUUGUGUUACCUUUUCUUGUUUUCUAAGAGUUCACAUUGCUCCAAGGAGAUGACCCGCAACUACCCUUGUUAGCACCUGGGAUUGUGUGGGCUGCACAGUGAGUGGGAACCAGCUCAUGGAUCCUAAUCUGGGGAGGGAGAGAGGGGAAGAGAGGCAAGCUGUUGUGACAUAGUAGUGGGACGUGAUCUGCCCCUUCUGGCAACAACCUGGUUUUCUGAGAUGAGUCAAAGUCUUCCCAGAUGCAGAAGCAUAACUACAACAUUUCACUACUUGCCUACAGGACUGAGAGCCUUCAGGAUGUUACAUUGUUUCUACUUUGGGUUAGAAACGCUGAUGGAAAAAU